Messenger RNA from Hevea brasiliensis (rubber tree), 1969 nucleotides. Its product is annotated as MLO-like protein 3. Gene Ontology annotation, cellular component: membrane. The record is from RefSeq and is a predicted model, not a curated record. The coding region runs from base 257 to 1858 and encodes 533 amino acids. The transcript is spliced from 15 exons. Lineage: Eukaryota; Viridiplantae; Streptophyta; Magnoliopsida; Malpighiales; Euphorbiaceae. Gene Ontology annotation, biological process: defense response.
CAUGUAGAUAUUACCUUCACCAGCAAUGCAUGCCAAAGACUUCAAUUGCCAUUUGCCAAGUCUCAUGGGCAUUAAAGAUUUGAACAUUUCUUCAUCUUCUUCUUUUUGUUAAUCUACUUCUCCAAAUUUUAUAUCCUUGAUUAUUCUUUGCUUGAUUCUUUUAUUUACCCACUUAAUUGAUUCCCUUUGUAUAUUAAUCUCUCCUCCUCCUCCUCCUCCAUGCUGAUCGAUUCUUCUACCAGAAAAAGUGAAAAAUAUGGCAGGUGGUGGUGGGGGAGGAACCUCAGUCCGCUCCUUGCAAGAAACACCCACUUGGGCUCUAGCAACCGUUUGCUUCAUUUUUAUCUCCAUCUCCUUAUUCAUCGAACACUUGAUUCAUCUCCUUAGCCACUGGCUCAAAAAACGUAGAAAGAAUGCUCUGUUUGAAGCUGUGGAAAAGCUAAAAUCAGUGCUUAUGGUGCUGGGAUUCAUGUCUCUUUUAUUGACAGUAACUCAAAGAUCAAUCAUCAAAAUCUGCAUAUCAAACAAAGUAGCUACCACCAUGUUACCAUGUCAUCACAGCUCAACCAAAACUUCCAAAGCAUUACAAGAAACAUUUCUGGCUGCUGCUGAGGCCUCUACUGGAUCCUCGGACUACUGUGGUUCUAAGGGAAAGACAUCUCUUAUAUCACAAGAUGGGAUCAAUCAGCUCAACAUCUUCAUAUUUGUAUUGGCAGUAAUGCAAAUUGUGUAUAGUGUUCUUACCAUGGCCUUGGGAAGAGCAAAGAUGAGGCGUUGGAAAGCCUGGGAGGACGAGACUAGGACAGUGGAAUAUCAAGCUGCUAAUGAUCCUGAUAGAUUUAGAUUCACAAGAGAAACCACGUUUGGUCGCAGACACAUGACUUCUUGCACAACAACGUCCCUCCAAUUGUGGACUAAAUGCUUCUUUCGGCAAUUUUUCAACUCGGUUGCAAAAAUCGAUUAUCUCACUCUUCGCCAUGGCUUUAUCGCGGCUCAUUUGUCCAAUAAUAAUUCCUUCAAUUUCCAAAAAUACAUACAGCGAUCAUUGGAGGAUGAUUUCAAAGUUGUCGUUGGCAUCAGGCCCUUCAUGUGGUUUGUGGUCGUCAUCUUCAUGCUCUUGGACGUGCAUGGUUGGCAUGUGUAUCUCUGGGUAUCACUUCUCCCAUUGAUCAUAGUGCUGAUUCUUGGGACCAAAUUGGAAGUAGUGGUGGCUAAAAUGGCUCUCCAACUCAAAGAUCAGAACAGUAUAAUCAAGGGAGCCCCACUAGUGCAACCAAAUGACAAUCUUUUCUGGUUCCGCCACCCAAAAUUUGUCUUGACCCUUCUGCAUUAUACUUUGUUUAUGAAUGCAUUUGAGCUCGCCUUCUUUGUUUGGGUUACGCUGCAAUUCGGAAUAAAAUCUUGCUACCAUGAACGCAAAGAGACCAUUGUUGUCAGGGUGGUAUUAACGGUGACAGUUCAAAUCAUGUGCAGCUACAUCACUCUUCCUCUAUAUGCUCUAGUGACCCAGAUGGGAACACAAUUCAAGAGUGCAAUACUUGAAGAGCAAACAGCAAAUGCUAUAAGGGAAUGGCAUGCUGGAGUGAAGCAGAAGAGGAAAAAGAAGCAAGUAAUGUCACCUUCUGUUAGCUCAUAUCCAUCUCCCAUAUCAACCACCAACAGAACUAUGGAUUCCCCAGAUGAUUUCUAUUCUAAUAAUCGAUUUACUUCUCCAGAUUUCUCUUCCCAUCAUAAUAGAACACCAACUUUCGCUGAAAUCGUUGCAGUUUCUUCUCAAUCUGAGAUUAUUGAAUAUGGUCAAGAAAUUGUUCCAUCUACUGUGCUUCAAAUAGAUCAUAUUCCUAAGAACCAAACGUAGAUCCACCUAUUACAUUUAGCAAAUUACAUUAGAUUUUAACAUUCAAGAGGUUUCAUAAAACUAGUUAUUUGCACUUCUGUAUAUCUGUAGUUCAAAAGAAAUAAUAAGAAA